AUCAUUCUUGGAAAGGGGCGUGUGUUUACGAAAAAUUGCACAUUUUUCAUAAAAUAUUAAAGUAAAUUAAUUUAAAUUUAAUUAAUUAAAUUUGUGAUAAAAUAUUAAUAAAAUUAAGAUUAAGAAUAGAUAGGAAAUAAUUUUAAAUUAUUCAGUAUCUGGGAAGAUCAGACUAGAGGUCAAGGAAAAAGGAGAAAAAGAGGAUGCUGAAGAGAGAUGCAAUCGCCUAAUAAUAAAGGAAAAGCCGCAGAAAACAUCUGCGGCGAACAACAAUUGAGGCAAUUUGGUAAAUUCCUGGAUUCUCACAGUCAUCUCCUGCUCUCCCUGGAUGGUGAUCACUCAGCCCCAGAACGAGGUGGAACAUUCACAAAAUGCCACACAACAAUUGACUACAAAUACCGUGGAAAUUGCGAAAAUAUCUCCCUUUUCCAACUUGUGGAAUCCGACAAUAAAGUUCUCAAUAAGAACAUCAUUGUCUUCGCCUUCCUGAGUGAUGAGAUUGAGUAUCUGCGCAAGGAGGCGGAAAGACUGCAACUCAAUCUCCUCUACUACGAUGAGGAUGUGGCAGAAGGGAAGACUGACACCGCACCGGCAAGCAAUGUGAUCAAUGAGAAAGUUUCCACUGUGCUGGAGUACCUCUGCAACACGCGGCAAUUCCUCGAACGCUGCAAUGACGUCCUGGAGCUCACCGUUAAACAAUUUAGUGCCUUCUUCGAUGACAACAAAUGCCUUGGGAAUGCUGACAAUUCCACAUGCUUCCAUGCCAUUUCCGACAAAAUGUGUGAUUUGUUUGUGAGUAUUUACAUCUUCGAUGAGAUCUUCGGGGGACUGCGGUUGCGGCAAUUUUGGAAUCCGUACAAGAAACAAAUGACAACUGUUUGCGUGAAUGGUGAUCAAUUUAGGGACUACACUGAUGUUGAUUUGAAUGGACUGAAGCAGAUGAUUGGGGACUUGGAUGUCCUCUUUCAGGGUAGACUCGUUGAGAGUGCCCUGGAGCGGUGUGUUAGGGUAAAAGGAAUGGUGCCAUCGAAAGCAUUGGGGCGUUUUGCCACACAAAUGCAGGCCUACAUUAAGAGAACACUCGGUGGUGUGAUGAAAUAUCCGCAAGAUAUAUCCGAGUUGGGGAACUGCCAGGAAAUUCUCAGGGUGAGCGUCAUGUGCAUCUUCUAUCAUGCCUUCUUUGGUAAUCUCGAUCAGAAGUGCUUCAAGAAUCUCCUCGAGAUUAGCAAUAAAUUCUGCGGAAUCACCCUCAUUAGCAAUAUCGUCUGGUGUCCGGAAGUCUUCAUUCGUCGCCACGCAGCCACCCUCCUCAAGGGUCAUGAGCGAUUUGUGAGUGAUGCCAAUAAGGUGCGACAAAUCUUCUUGACCACAAAAACUGCCAAUUUGCCAAAGGAAGUGAACUCAUUCGCUUUCCGCACCCUCUCGUGGACCCUCCAAAUGAUGGCUGAACAAAAGAUGGCAAAGAGUGAAGUUAAAAUCGAUCAAAUACGUGUCCGGGCAAGUCUCUUCACCACCGGCGUGAAACUUGCCGGUCAAAUGAGUCACUUGAUAAAGUGCGUGACGAAUCUUCAUGUGAUCGUGCAGCAACCAAUGCAAAAGCACACAUUGAUGAAUGUCUGCAAGCUCCUAGAGCUACUAAUCAGCAUCCCGGAGGUGUUUCAGCACUUUCGCACGUUUAUCGUGGAAAGUGUCAACAGUAUCAUCCAGCAUUUUGCCUAUCAAGCCAUUUACUUGGUGAAUGCCGCCAAGAAGACUCUUUCGCGUGAUAAUUACAACGAAAGAAUCCUCGACUCCCUGGCGGCACUCCAAAUUGCCGAACGUUGCUUCUACGGUCCAGCAACGAGGACACGAAUUAACAUUGCCAGGAUAGCCCUUUGUGUCUUUGAGAGUAAUGCAACGAGCCUCAAUGUGGAGUAUGUUGAGAAAUUGAUGAAGAUUCUCGAGAGGUUGUCCCUCAUUGUGGAUCUACAGGACACCCUCAAUCGUGUUUGUGACACUUCAUUCCUUUUCUGGCACCAAUCACUAUUCCGCAGCUACCUGAAGCAGUAUUUUGACCAAGGAAUAGAUCAUCAGCGUAUCCUGGCUACUUUUGCGGGUAUCAACAAAUGCGCAGAGGGUAUUGGUGAGUGCAAGAUGGUUAAAUUCACGUGUCAGGAACAAUUUAUUGAGGGUGUAAUGAAGACAAUGAGUAGGGAAGUGAUAAUGCGGCUGUGUGGACAAAUUGAGACGAGUCUCCGGUUGGAUUUCCACUCCAACUUGCAAGUGGAUGCCGUGAAUCCCUUCGUGAGGGGUUCAAUGCUCGUCAACUCGUCUGCCUUGCUAGCUGUGGAGCCCAUAAGGGUGGCAGAUCGCUAUGUAAGCUUGAGGAGAAGCGUUGAAGCCUACCUCAGCAAUAUGUUCUACAAUCUAACGACAAUUUCCCUCCACGACUGGCGUACGUAUGGUGAGAUGAGACGUCUUGCGGGGCUGAAGAUGAAUUUGGUAACUGUGGCUGAUCACUUGCCGACGCAGAUUAUUGAACAGGGAUGCGAUGUACUGGAUAUAAUGCGAAAUAUUCACGUUUUUGUCGCACAGUAUGUGUACAAUUUGAAUAAUCAAGUAUUUAUUGAGCGCACCAGUGCCAAUAAGCACCUCAAUACCAUCAAUAUUCGUCACAUUGCCAAUUCCCUGAGGACCCAUGGGAUUGGUGUUGUGAAUACAACUGUUAAUUUCACGUACCAAUUCCUCAAGCGGAAGAUUUAUGUGUUGUCACAAUUUCUCUACGAUGAACGCAUCAAGAGUCGUCUUGUGAAGGAUCAAAAGUGGUUCAGGGACAAUCGUGAGCGUCUUGGGCAAAUGUAUGCGUACGAGAGGGCGGAUGCCUUCAAUAAGGGUAUCCGGAAGCUUGGUAUUACGGAUGCAGGAGAGAGUUAUUUGGAUACUUUUCGCCUUCUUGUGAGUCACAUUGGCAAUGCAAUGGGGUAUGUGAGAAUGAUGCGAUCCGGAUGCAUUCAUACGUGCUCCAUGGCGAGUGCUUUCCUACCAUCUGCAGAGGAGCGUGGGAGUCUAACGCUGAGUGAGCUGGCUACGAAUGAGGGACUCUCAUCGGCUACGUGCACAUCAGCAGCCAAUCUGCAGGGAGACAUUGAGCAUUUGUGGCGACAGUGGUCAGAAGGAACGGAAUACUUUCGCCUCCUCGUCGACACAUUGGCCCCCUUUCUGCGAGACGCAAAGAAUGUCCACCUGAAGACCUUCUACAUCAUCGUACCGCCACUCACAAUUAACUUCAUUGAGCACAUUCUGAGCAUGAAGGAUCGCAUGGGGAAGAAGAAUCGACAGGAUGCCCUCUUUACGGACGAUGGAUUCGUCAUGGGGCUGGCCUACAUCCUCAAGCUUCUCGAUCAAAUUGAUGACUUCAAUUCACUCCACUGGUUCCGUGCAGUUAAGGUCAAGUAUGCAGCUGAUAGGGAGAAAAUUGCACAGCAGCGAAAGGAAAUGGGUACAGUGGAUGAUGUGAAGCUACAGCAAACGCUGGCGCUCACCGAGAGGCGUAUUCAGACAUUCCAGCAGGAAUUUGAUCUGCUCUACUACAAUUUGAGCAGUGCCAAGAUUUUCUUCAGUAACUAAGGAGGAUUAAUCACACAUAACGACCAAAGAUGAUGAGGAGGAGAAAACAGAGAGCGGAAGAACCUGUAAACAGGGCAGUCAUAAAAAAUAUUUUUUGCAUA
Messenger RNA from Lutzomyia longipalpis, 3707 nucleotides. RefSeq names its product WASH complex subunit 4 (gene SWIP). Gene Ontology annotation, cellular component: endosome; WASH complex. Gene Ontology annotation, biological process: endosomal transport; endosome organization. The coding region runs from base 217 to 3606 and encodes 1129 amino acids. The record is from RefSeq and is a predicted model, not a curated record. The transcript has 4 exons. NCBI's taxonomy places the organism in Eukaryota, Metazoa, Arthropoda, Insecta, Diptera, Psychodidae.